This is a messenger RNA of Gymnodraco acuticeps, 2703 nucleotides long. It is a transcript of the gene ppm1f, whose product is annotated as protein phosphatase, Mg2+/Mn2+ dependent, 1F. Gene Ontology annotation, molecular function: protein serine/threonine phosphatase activity; cation binding. Gene Ontology annotation, cellular component: cytosol. The record is from RefSeq and is a predicted model, not a curated record. NCBI's taxonomy places the organism in Eukaryota, Metazoa, Chordata, Actinopteri, Perciformes, Bathydraconidae. Gene Ontology annotation, biological process: negative regulation of protein kinase activity; protein dephosphorylation.
CCCGGAACCCAGCCGGAAUCCACCACACCUCACCUCUUAUUUUUAUGGCGAUACUAGCAGCAGUGUUUCUAACAUCACGUCUUCCAGCAGAGCUUGCUGCAGUCAGUGGGAUGGAGGAGGCGGCCAGGUGCUUCCUGGGGAGGUUUGUGGAGGAGUUCCCGGCUGCUCUGGAGGAAGGGGGUGCACUGCCCGUCAGCCCCCUGAGCAGCACAGCAUCUAUGGGGGAGAUGCAGGGAGAGAGCCUGGAGCUGGGUAUAAGGAUGCUGGCUGUAAGGGGGGCUCCUGCAGGCUUCAGUGCCCUCCUCUGCCAGGCAGCGCAGUCCCAGCUGCUGCAGGAAGACCUUUCACCUUUUCACUGCCCCCAGGAGGCUGAGGACAACCAGGAGGAGGAACAGCCAGUCGCCUUGCUUCAGUCGGAGGCAGUCCAACGGCUUUUCCUCAACAAGCUUAUAAAUGUGGCGCUGGCAUGGCAUCAAAACCUCCCUGAGCCCUCCCCCCCCCCUCCCCGCUUCCUCCGCUGCUCUGUCCAUGCCAUUAAGAACACGAGGAGGAAGAUGGAGGACAAACACCUGGCACUGGCUGAGUUCAACCAGCUGUUUGGUUUCAAGGACAGAGAGCAGUGUGCCUACUACGCUGUGUUUGACGGCCAUGGAGGGGUGGACGCUGCCACCUACGCUGCCACGCACCUCCAUGUGGCCCUGAGUAGACAGGAGACCCUGCAGAGGGACCCCGCCACUGCCCUGAAACAAGCCUUCACACACACAGACCUCAUGUUCAGGGGCAAAGCCAAGAGAGAGCGGCUGCGGAGCGGCACUACAGGCGUGGCUGUGCUGAUCCAGGGUCAGCAGCUGACCGUGGCCUGGCUGGGAGACUCUCAGGCCACACUGGUCAGAAAGGGACAGGCUGUGACGCUCAUGGAGCCCCAUAAACCAGACCGAGAGGAUGAGAGACAGAGGAUUGAGGAUCUCGGUGGCUGUGUCACCUUUAUGGGUUGCUGGCGUGUGAAUGGCACCUAUGCUGUAUCCAGAGCUAUAGGUGACUUUGACCAGAAGCCCUACGUGUCCGGAGAUGCUGACUGCUUCACCACCCAGCUGAGCGGGGACGAGGACUAUGUGCUGCUGGCGUGCGAUGGCUUUUUUGAUGCAGUCCAACCUUCAGAAGUCCCACAACUGGUCCUAGAUGCACUCAGGCAGUCUGAUGACCCCGAGGGCAUGCUGGAUCCAUCUGAGGAGACUGUGGGGGUGAGAGUGGCUCAGCAGCUGGUAGCCCAUGCCAAGGCAGCGGGCUCAUGUGACAACAUCACCGUGAUGCUGGUGUUCCUGCACCCACCAGAGCAGCUGCUGGGUCAGAGCUCCACCAUGGGACCAGCACAGUGAAGAAGGUCUGCUGCUCACACACCACUGGGCCAAGCUACUGCCUGACUCAGCAUUUCUCUGAACUUCUUCCUCCACAGUAUCUGUCCCAGAUCCUGCAGACUGGCAGAGCUCAUUAACACAGCAGGGCGGAGUCACUCUUUGCCCUGCUUUAACAAGAUCCUUUGAAUAAAGAUGUAUUGAAUGACGCAGGGGUCCAAAGGCAAAAGUGAUCUAAGGGCCUCUUCUGAGUAUCCUGCAGCCAAGCAUCCAGCCCAGGCUAGGUCUCAGUCAGUGGAGGAUGAGAGGAAUAAAGUCCACAAAUCGAGAUAUAGUCAAACUUACAGUAUAUGUGCAAAUGACUAUUAUCCACAGUGUUCCACAUUUCUACUUUAAAUGUGUCAUAUCAACUUUAGUCAAAACUCUUCGCCUUUAUACUAAAUUGACAUACGUUAUGAAGUUAAUAUUCAAAUGUUUUCUCAAUAUUUAAACUAUUUUCUUAACAUGUCUGUUACAUUCUACUAAUGCAAAAAAAAGGAGUAGCUAUCUCCCCCCUCCCGUUGGUUUCACUUACUGUAGGCCUGGCCCUGGUAGCCCUUCAUAAGUGUGUGAGUUAUUAUGUUCAGAAAAAGGUCAGCUUAAAGCACAGAAAUGCACAUGAUUCAGAUGUGUAUGACUUUGUUUUGGUCUUCAUUCUCUGUAUUACUGUUGUUGGUCAAUAUCAAAUGUUCUCUAUGCAUUAACCAUAUUUGAUUUUAAAAUGAAAUGUAGAUUUUGGGUCGCAAACAAUCUUUGAGCUCAUGUUUCGAAAAGGUUCAGUAUUUCAGGCUCUGCAGUGGGAUAGGAUUCACACUGACAUUAUUUCAAGUGUCUUCAACACUUUCAGCUGCAGCAAAUACUUUCAUUGGUGCAUGCAGGAUAGUGAAUCCAGAUGGAAGCUGUACUCUUCUGCUAUUAAGAGUAUUUAGCACUAUAAAGGAAGACGACGACGUGUUUAUUCAGUAGAUUUUGUAACUGGCCCCAUGCUGUGAUUUCUUUGGAAUAGUUACCAAUGGUUUGUUUUGAAUCAAAGUGACAUAGAACUUAAUACAUGCUGAGGUAAAGGAGUAUCAUUUACUCGAUCACACCCUUCUGACUCCUUUGUUUUUACACAUGUUUAACUGUUCUUUAUUGUGCCUUAUUGAAAACAUUAAUAUAGAUAUUGUUACAGCUGUUACGAUUUGAGUUGUAAUAUUGUGUAUUUCUAACAAGAUGAUGAGCUUUUUACAUACUAUUUACUAUCAACAGCUUCAUUAAAAUCAAUGAUAAAGGAAUGUGUAUGUUAAUACUGUUAUUAAAUCAUACAUCAGUA